This is a messenger RNA of Diabrotica balteata, 1249 nucleotides long. Lineage: Eukaryota; Metazoa; Arthropoda; Insecta; Coleoptera; Chrysomelidae. The record is from the annotation of a GenBank genome assembly.
GACUGACCCAUAUACGGUACUUUUAAAGCUAAUUGUUAUACUGAAAUUAUUGUAACGAGCUGAUAAUAGUGCAAAAGUUUUUGAAAUUUUUUGUGUGAGAAAUAAUGCAACGAUAUUGUAACUCCUGAUAAACUUUUUUACAAAACUAGUUGAUAUGCCAGUUAGAAGAGGAUUGGUAGCACCCAGAACUACACUCAUUGAAACAAUCAUAAGAAAGUUUGAUACUGACAAUCGUUCAUUUUUGGUAGCCAACAGCAGAGAGGGGCAAUGUCACAUAAUCUAUUGUUCGGACGGCUUUUGUCGCUUGACAGGGUAUUCGAGGGCCGAGGUUAUGCAGAGACCUGCCUCCUGCGAGUUCCUGUGCGGUCCGCUAACUUCACAGCAGGCCGUCGCGAAUCUCAGGGAGGCCCUGCAAGAUGGCGUCGAAAAACACGCCGAGAUUUUAUACUACAGAAAAGACGGGACCAAGUUUCUAUGCUCCGAGGUGAUAGCACCUAUAAGAAGCGAGGUGGAUGACAUCAGUUUAAUCAUCAUCAAUUUCGAAGAUUUAACCACGGUGCCAGCCUCGUCCCUAGAGAAUAGUCCCAUAGGAAAAAAUAGGUUAAGUAAAUUUGGAAGAGCUCGAGCGUCCUUUCGCCAAAGUCUGAGGAUAGGAUCCAGCAUUAGGGGAAGGGGGCUUAGACUUGCAGGGUAUCUUACUCCACCCAGUGACGUCACUGCCGCCGAAGAAGAAGAAGACAGAUUGGAGCAAUGCCCUUUGACUUCGAGUGCACCCACGCCGAUUUUAGAACAGACAUGGGUUUCGAAGCCAGAAGUGGCAGCAGUUCCUUUACAGACCACCAUCCCUUCAUCUGCUCAAAUAAAAGACUAUACGGCCUUGACGAUAUCACAUAGUGCACCUGCCAGUCAUCAGGCCUCCUUCGAGAGGGGAGAGAGCAUUGAAAGGACUCGACCUCUCCACUCCACAAAUAAUAGUAAUAGGCAACAUCACGUCAUACAGAAUAGAGUUUCGCAUGCUACCAGUUUAGAUGCCAUAGCUAGACGACAGUGCUUUAAAACUGGAUACCCUACCGUUAGUCUUUCAAAUAAACCUCAGUUAAGUAAGCAAUUUCCAAACGUUUCGUCCGAAAGCGAUCUUCAGAGGUACAGAACAGCACAUGGCAGCGACAGAAAGAGCCCUAGUCUGUCCAACCCCACCGAGUCCCUGAAGCAAAAGGUUUGUCCUCAAGUACGUUCAAGUUUGUACUAA